Molecule: messenger RNA, 6117 nt
Organism: Magallana angulata
Lineage: Eukaryota; Metazoa; Mollusca; Bivalvia; Ostreida; Ostreidae
Product: glutamate receptor ionotropic, NMDA 2A-like
Exons: 18
Coding region: 650-3841 (1063 amino acids)
Biological process (GO): monoatomic ion transport; modulation of chemical synaptic transmission; synaptic transmission, glutamatergic
Cellular component (GO): plasma membrane; postsynaptic membrane
Molecular function (GO): NMDA glutamate receptor activity; transmitter-gated monoatomic ion channel activity involved in regulation of postsynaptic membrane potential
Source: RefSeq, a predicted model, not a curated record
CAAGAGGCUCAAUAGUGUAUCGGGUAAUUAUAUCCCUCUGGAGUGCUUACAGAUUAUUACAGAUGUCCAGUUUAACAAGUUAGAGAAAGAAUCCGAUAGUUGCGUUGAGUUGCAUGUGGCGGAACUAUAAAAGACCUAUUAACAAUUGUCUGCGAGAAAUUGGAAAAAGUACCGAUCAAAGAAAUUUAGUGUUGGUGAUACGGCCAAUGAUAGAGACACGGGCUGGACUAAGAUAUCAGUAGGCAUACACUUCGUGGUUGUCACUACAAUUGACGACGUAAUCGUCAGUAGAACGAUCCAAGAGUGUUAACAGAAGAACCGCUAGAGUAUUGUAUAAAUGGCUGGUCUACUGAUGCCUCUCUGAGUUCCGGAGAUCCGUAAAGUCGUGCGGUGUGUUUCUGUGAGUUGUGAUGUAACUGUGGGUGAACCAUACGACUACCAGGACCGACUAGUUCGAGAGUCGGGGGUCUAAUGAGAAGGCGUUCAACCUAUCAACAGUCGGCGCUAAUAGAUUCCAGGCGGCGCCACGGACAAGCGCACGUGCACUUCUUGAGAUAUCAGUGACGGGUAGACAUGGAUUUGACGAGAAAUAAUAUACUACUUUUGUGACUGGAAUAGUAUAGCAGAGAAAUUGAAGAAGAAAAAAAGCAUGGAAAUAAAGUCGCCAAAAAUCGUGGCUUUGAGUUGGGGGAUGUUUUUCUUGGCGUUUAUAGCGUUGAUUUCGACUGUGUGUUGUCAAAGAGGACCGAAAGCAGAAUUGGACAUUAUAGUACCCAAUAUAGACAAAGUGGUCAACGCCAUUGACAAACGAAAUUUUUACAACAUCAUGAAGCCGAUCAGACGGACUUAUUCACCCUAUGCAAGAGUCAUUGAAUUGGAAGAAAGUAACCCGGAUGAAAUUUUAGGAAUAUUCUGUGAUACAAUCUUUCAAAAAAACGUCAAUGCUUUAGUCCAUCUAAGUGUCACGAAAAAAGCAGAGAAAUCCAAGGAUUAUGUUUUAGGAUUAGCGUCCAGUUUAGGACUUCCGGUUCUUUCCUUUGACCCCGAUUAUGUUGGUGCGCUUGAGACCAAUAAACUCCAAGCCGGUGACGUGGAAAAGAACCCCCAGAACCGCAUGGUCCUGCAGCUGGCCCCUACCCUCUAUCACCAGGCCCAGGCCAUGCUGAGGUUUAUGAUGACCUUUAACUGGACACAUUUCACGGUGGUGUCUACGACGGAUGACAACAACUUUGACUUCACCGCGGCCCUGAGGAGUCUGGUCAAACAGAACAAUGACGUCAAUAUUCUCAGCGGUCAGUUCAGAUACAAAAUUAUGAAGGAGAUCAUUUUUGAAUACGACGACACCGAAUCUUAUCCUGAUAUGACUAAAAGAGCUGUCCAGUUCCUGAAAAGAGAGACACCGAAAGACAAUAGGAUCUUCUUAUUACAUUCCAGUGAAGCAAAAACUUUGUUGGACGCUGCGGCAGAGGCGGGACUGACCACUUACAAGUAUCUAUGGAUACUGACGUCACAGAGCAUAGGAAUUCCAACCAAGCGAGCCUCUAGGUCUUUUCCAGUCGGGACAAUAGGUGUAAGUUACCUGUCGACAGACAGCGACUAUGUAGAUUCUGUGUACAAAAAAGCGGUAGAAAUAGGCGUGGCCACGUGGGUUGGAGCUCUUCAGAAGCUAAAUGGGCGUGUCCUCCAACCGGAUUUUACGUGCAAUACUUCAGUUCCAGCUUCUCAGUGGAUAGGGGGACAAGAAUUGUAUACCAUCAUGCGGAAUUUCGAGGACCUCCGCGGGACUGUUCCGGUCAGCUUCGAUCAGAACGGCCUGAGUAGGAAUGUAGAGCUGAACGUACUCAAUGUCCAGGUCGACGGGUAUAGCAACGCCUGGAGCGAGAUUGGUCGAUGGUAUGCAGAGGAGAGGACAUUGAACCCAAAGUUGGAACUAAAGGGGAUCACAUGGCCUGGGGAUAAGAAGAUUCCGCCCCGAGGUAGACCAGAGAGGAGGUUCUUCUCCAUCGCGACCCUGGAGGAGGAACCUUACGUCAUGUACACGAAGAGGAACGAGAAAGGGGCCUGUAACCCCCCGGCGGUGUCCUGCAGAAUCGUCUAUAACCGCACCCUCCAUGGUGACGACCCCACGGCCGCCAAUGGGACCGUGCAGUGGUGCUGUGCGGGGCUCAGCAUAGAUCUGCUACAGAUCCUCAGAACGAGGCUAGAGUUUGACUACGACCUGUUCGAAGUCCCUGAUCGCACCUGUGGGGUCAAGGACCAGAAUACGGGAAAAUGGAACGGUCUUAUCAAAACCCUCCAAGAGGGCGGGGCCGACAUGGCCCUGACGUCACUACAAAUUACACCCAAUCGGGCGGAAGCUGUGGAGUUCACGGUUCCGUAUCUGGAGACAGGGACGGCCAUUAUAGUGUCUCUAAGGAACGACACAAUCUCCGCAUACGCAAUCUUAGAACCCUAUGAUUACGGAGCAUGGUGCCUGAUUCUGUUCAUCAGCGUUCAUUCUGUGGGGGCGUCCAUCUUUAUCUUUGAGUGGCUGAGUCCCCGAGGGUUGGACCAAGGCAGGACACCUAUGCGAGAGCAUUCGUUUUCCCUAUUCCGCUCGUUUUGGUUAAUCUGGGCGAUGCUGUUUGGCGCCGCUGUGUCAGCUGACAAUCCACGUGGUGUAUCCGCCCGCUUCAUGGGUAACGUAUGGGCGCUGUUUGCUCUUGUGUUUCUUGCCAGCUACACAGCCAACCUAGCCGCCUUCAUGAUCACCAAAAACACGUACUAUGACUUGGAGGGGAUUACAGACUGGCGACUGAACUCGCCCCUCAAACACCAGCCCCCGUUCAAGUUUGCAACAGUGUUUAACAGCAGUACAGAGGAGAACCUCCGAGACAACCACCCCUCCAUGUACGAGUAUAUGACAGACUUCAACACCCAGAACAUCAAGGAAGCCGUAAACUUGCUGAGAAGAGGACAAAUCCAAGCGUUUAUCUAUGACGCCUCCCCACUACAGUUCCAAGUAGGCAUUGACAAGAACUGUCAGCUGAUGCUGGUAGGGAAGCCAUACGCCAUGUCGGGGUACGCUGUCGCCUUCCCUAAAGGUCAAACGGAACUGAAGGAGGAAAUGGAUGACCUAAUUCUCGAACUUCAAGAUGACGGUGAGUUGGAACGGCUACGGAAGUACUGGUUAUCGGGGCCAUGUUAUUCCAAGCAAAGAAUUGGUCAGUCCAGCCAGCGCCUGCGCGAGCUAAACUUCACCAGCGCCUUCAUCCUGCUUGCAUCCGGGAUCGUGCUUGGUGGACUGCUUCUAGUAAUGGAGCAUCUUUACUUCCGGUUUGGUAGGAAAUACCUGAAAAAAUACGAUAAGUGUGGCUGCUGUGCCCUGGUCAGUAUAAGUAUGGGAAAAUCCUUAACCUUUGAGCAAACAAUUAUGGAAGCCAUAGACUUAAAAAAGAGACACAAGUGUAAAAACCCAAUAUGUGAAACCAGUCUAUGGAAAAUUAGGCAUGAGUUGGACUUAGCGUUGUUAAAGAUAGAGAAACUGAACAAAGAAUUAAGGCGUGAAAAGAAUUUAAAUGCAUUAACUUCAAGUCGCCAUGAAGCGGAAGGUUCAUCGGAUCCAUUGCCGAUUGGAUGGAAAGACAACGAAGCGGGUGCCGGGUCGAGCGACGCCAUUGAUGCAAAGCAUGCUGAGGUAGAAAACUUGAGGCCAGAGACUAACAUGCGUAGGUCUCCUAGCUAUACUCAAGCCGUGACCUCUGACCCUACGAGUGAAAGCGAGGCUCAACUUCAAGAAUAUUCAGACCUUAGAUACAACGAUGGAAAAGUUUAUCAGAAAGUUGAUAAUGAUGAAGUUUGAAGAAAGAGGCAUUUAUGACGCAAUUUAUUCAUCACCUGACUUGGCGAAUAAGAGCCAGUACUCAAUUUUUACUCGGAACCGUCCAUAUGUGCCAAACGCCCCCGCGAAACCAUAGCUAGCUAGGUCCCUCUCAUAGACAGCAACGAUUCGGUCAGUUACUAGUAUUCCUCAGUGCAUGUCAUAGUGUAAGGAUUUCAUGAGAAUAAGUGCCUUAAAACGAGCCAUACAAAAAUUUGGAGAACACUCCACAGCAGUGGUCAGAGAGGACUGAAUGCUUACGUUUCAUGUGCUAUUACAGAUUUACUGCUGAGUCAAGAAGCUUUAACUGAGGCCGAGAAAAGAGUUUUCAUAGUUUAUGUAUGAUAGAAAUUUGUUGAAUGGGCAAAUAUUAUUCAGUUGAAAAACAUUCUAUUAUACUGGCAGUGCAAAAUUUUAUUCCGAAGAUGUAGCCAAAAAAUAUAAUUGUGCUCACGAAAACAUUCAUUGAGGCAAAUCUUUGUCUCUCUCCUUCUGGCAUUUGAACAUGUAUUUAUGAACUGCUUGUUUUCUAUCUGUUUAAUUUAUUCGAAAUUAUCGAUGCUAAGUUAGUAAUGUAACUGUUUACCAUACAUUAAUCAAAGUACUGAAGUACUGAAAGCCGGGCUCUUUUGGUGUGUCUUUAUGCAUAUUGUGUAGUAAAGACCGAAAAUCUCUCUCUCUCUCUCUCUCUCUCUCUCUCUCUCUCUCUCUCUCUCUCUCUCUCUCUCAUGUCGGCAAAGCGUCAGAGAGCGACCAAAUUUUGUAAGCGCCUAUAAACAAAAAUAUGUCUGUCUAGUAGAAAAAAGUAUUAUGUAUAUUCAAGCAUUACAUAUUCAAUCCCCAUUUCUUCAACGCGCAGCAAAGUUCAUGGAAAUUCAUGCGCAUUGUAUGUGUCCAAAAUGCAUAGUCUUGUUUUUAAAACACGUUAUUAAUAAGCAAACUAAAAAAGAUAGACAAUUCUCUCGAAAUUAAAAUAAAAGAAACGAAAUGCCAACACUAUUGACAAAACGUGGCUCUUUGUGUAACUAUUUGGUAUAGCGGAAGCUUUGACUUUGACCCUGUUUGGUUUUUUGUUUACUUUUGAAGUUGUGCUAUUUAUAGUAACAUUUGCGAUUUGCCUGCCUACAGCCAAGACUCUGCUUUCAGCAGAGCUUGGCAAAAAAUUGUGCAUACAAUACCUAUUAACUUAAUCAAUAAAUUAUUUUGUUAAUGAAGUUUGAAUUUAAUAGACAGAUUUAGUUGAUAAUAUGUUGCUAGUAUAUAUGUUUUUAAAGACAAAUUAUUCUUCCAAGAUAUGUAAAAUACAUACAAAUGUGAUCUUAACACAGUUUAUCAGAAGGCAGUUCAUUUAUGUAUAUGAGUGUCUAGACUGUUCAUUUGUGUAUAUGAAUGCCUAGACUGUUCAUUUGUCUACAUGAGUGUCUAGGCAGUUCAGAUGUCUAUAUGUUUUGAGCCAGUUUAUUUGUCUAUGUACAGGUGUCCAUGUAUCUCAGUUGCUUUACCCUUGUUUGGGGAAUUUGAUUUCUUUUAAAUUAAUGUGAAGACAGUUCAGUUGCCUAUAUAAUAUGUGUCUAUAGGCAUUGAUAUGAAAACAACCAAAUCAGUAUAUAGUACUGUACUAAUACUGAAACAGUAUUACUGUAGUUAGUAUGCCGUUGUUCUCAGUUACUGUACAGUGUGUGUUGAGCAUUAUCAGUGUCCUGUUGGCCAUGAUUAAUUGUGUACGUAUAUGUGGUAACGAUACAGAUCAAGGUGUGUAUGUAAUGUAUGAAUUCAUUUUUUAUAAUUUGAAAUGUUUAUUUUAUUUGUGCAAAGGUUUUAAAGUGGUUUGGAAAAUUAUACAGAUUUAGGUUAACACUAUUGAUGCCAAUUCUACAUUCUUAUCACUUUAUCUCUAUCUUGUCUCUACUGAGACUAUUUUGAUGUAGACAAUAUUGAUUAUGGUAUUAUAAAAUUAUAAUAUUGUAUAAAAUGCACGUAUGAAUUAAACACAUUCAUGUUCUAAUGGAGAAUCCAACACAUAAAUUAUUUUUGGUCAAUCUCUUUGUAGCUUUUUUCGCUAUAGCUGCGAAAUAAUUCAAUUGUACAUUGUGUAUUGUUUCAAAAGUGUGUACUUCACCUUACUUUUCCUGUUACUGUGUAACAUGUGUGGGCAUACUAUUGUUUGGUAUUCAUAAUGAGUAGGGAUUGUAUCAGCUAAUAAUGAACAUGUACAAUGAAGUGAAUGAAAAUGUCGAAAUAAAUAAUGCGCGAGUGAA